Molecule: messenger RNA, 3538 nt
Organism: Chenopodium quinoa (quinoa)
Lineage: Eukaryota; Viridiplantae; Streptophyta; Magnoliopsida; Caryophyllales; Amaranthaceae
Product: putative leucine-rich repeat receptor-like serine/threonine-protein kinase At2g14440
Exons: 9
Coding region: 940-2820 (626 amino acids)
Molecular function (GO): protein binding
Source: RefSeq, a predicted model, not a curated record
AAAAAAUAGGCAUGACCUGAUUUUGGCCCAAAAAGCUAGUUAUUUAAGGCACAAUUUAUUUGCCCCGAAGUUAGGCUCGAAACAGACCAUUUUUUUUUUUUUGCCAAAGUCCAACUCGUGAUCACCUCUAGAAAAAACAUUGCAUUUUUUUUUAUAUUAUUUCAAAAAUAAUAAAUUCACAUAAUUUCAGAAAAUAUAAGUUCACAUAAUUUUUUUUUUGAUUCAUAAGAGGAUGAAAAAUCCAAAAAAAAAAAGAAAAAGAAAGGAACAAGCAGAAACAAACACACAACAGAAAAAAAAACUACUCUAGAAAAACUAAAACAAAAAAGAAAGGAUUAACCGGGGUAUUGACACCCCUCUAGCAUCUUCUUGUAGAAUUCUCCCAAGAUCUUCCAGAACCAUAUUAAACAUAAUUUAAGUUUAAUAAAAAUUAUUAAUAAUUUAAUAUUGAAACAGACACCGGUAAUGACACGUAUCAUAUCAUGGUGCUGUUUUCUCAUAGUGUGAGUACUAAAUUAGAAAAUCAUUCCAUAAUGACAAUAGAUAAUCCCGAGGAGAAAGAUUAGUGACCGUGGGGAGUUGGGAACACCACACCCCCACCGUUGAAUUUAAAAAGUAGCAUUGUCCUAAUAAAAUUAGCAGUGGCAUCUCAAGAAGUCAGCAGCUUAACUACUUACCUCAGCUUUACUAACCAUUGAAUUCGACUCUAAACAAUAAAAAAAAAAAAUACUAGUAGAGAGUAAAUUGAGCAGUCAAUUACUGUAAUUGUAAUACUCCUCGGCUCCUCCUUCCCACUUCUCGUCUCAUCUCAUCGUGCUCCCACUUUCACUUCCACUUUUUCUCCCGCUAAUCUCGCCAUUUUCUCUCUCCUCUCCUUCUUUAAUCAAAUACCAAAUAUCUAAUAAUCGCGGGUUUUUCUCAUCUUUCAGACAAUCAAUCAUGUCUCCCUUCAUUCUCUCAUUCUUCUUCCUCCUUCUCUCUCCUCCUCUUUCUCUCUCUACCCCUUUCAAUAUCUCCUACCACAUUGAUUGCGGCGGCUCCACCACUUUUACCGACCACUUCAAAACCACCUGGCUUUCCGACCGCUACUACACCGGCGGCUCCACUUCCGUCGUCUCCGAACCCCUCCAAUUCUCUCUCCAACAAGAGAAAACCCUUCGUUUCUUCCCCCCUACUACAACCGGCCCCAAAAACUGCUACAUCCUUCCCACGGCCGUGCACGGCGGUCGCUACCUCUUCCGCACAUUCACCACGUACGACAAUUACGAUGGUAAAAAUCAUCCUCCGAGCUUCGAGGUCUCCGUCGAGGGCACGGUCGUGUUCAGCUACCAGUCCCCGUGGGCGGAGUCCCUCUCUUCCGAUGGGUUUUACUCUGAUCUAAUUGCAUUCGUCCACGACGGCGAUGCCGAUGUGUGCUUUUAUUCCAUCGCAACUGAUCCACCCAUUAUCGGAACCCUCGAGGUGGUUGAGAUUGAUCCGGAUUCAUAUGACGCUUCCAACUUGGGGAACGACACCGUUUUGGUUAAUUAUGGCAGGUUGAGCUGUGGUCAGGAACAGUGGGGUCCGGGACUUAGCAAUGAUACCGACUUCGUGUGGCGGUCGUGGCAGUCGGAUGCUAAGUUCCGGUCAAAGAACAUGAAGGGUCCGAAGGUAAUUUCGACGACAACGGCGGUUAACGGGGCGAACCAGAAGCCGAAUUAUUUUCCGACGAAGUUGUAUCAGCACGCGGUGACUGUGGGAAAUUCAGGGGUUUUGGAGUAUGAAUUGACUGUGGAUGCUAAGCUGGAUUAUCUGUUGUGGUUUCAUUUCGCUGAGAUUGAUAGCAAGGUUACUAAGGCUGGACAAAGGGUGUUUGAUGUGCAGGUGAACGGGGAGAAUGUGAAUCGAAUUGAUGUUUAUAAGGCGGUCGGAGGGUUUAAGGCUCAUGAUUGGCAUUAUGUUGCUAAGAAUUUGAGUAGUACUUCAUUGACUGUUAAGUUGGCUCCUGUUGUUGGAGAGCCUAUUCUUAGUGGGUUGGAGGCUUAUGCCAUUGUACCUAAUGACCUUGCUACGGUUCCUGAUCAAGUUGUGGCUAUGAGGGCAUUGAAGGACUCGCUUCGAAUUCCAGGUCGAAUGGGAUGGAAUGGUGAUCCAUGCGCCCCUGCUACCUGGAAUGCAUGGGAAGGAGUUAUUUGUCGUACUAACAAAGAGGGGAAUGCCCUUGUUAUAUCUCAAAUUGACCUUGGGAGCCAGGGUUUGAAAGGAUUCAUUAGCGACCGGAUCAGUCUUUUAACAAACUUGGCUGUCUUGAAUUUAAGUUCUAAUUCCUUGACGGGCUCUUUGCCAGAAGGCCUUGGUCAACAAUCUCUUGUAAAACUGGAUUUGUCAAAUAAUGAGCUUACAGGAUCUAUUCCUGAUAGUCUUGCUACAUCAAGAAAUUUGCGCCUUGUGCUGUUGAAUGAUAAUAAAUUGGAAGGACGAGUGCCAGAGGAAAUUUACUCCGUUGGUGUACAUGGUGGAGCUAUCGAUCUCUCUGCGAACAAGGGUCUGUGUGGUAUGCCUUCUUUGCCAGAAUGUCCUCUUUUUUGGAGCAAUGGUCAAUUGUCCCGUGGUGGUAAAAUUGGAAUAGGAUUAUCUUGCAUGGUUGUCGUCAUGGUGCUUCUGCUGGUGGCAUACAUCUGUAUAAGGAGAAAGAGGAAUGAUUAUGACUUUGGUUUACCACAUGAAUUAAUGUCAAUGGCAGCAAAGAGAAACCGAUAUCAUAGACAGAAGUCCUUGAUGGUCCUCGAAAUGGAAAGCCAGCAUGCCAAAGGUUUAAUACCGCCAUCAAAACCUCAAUAACAAGAGACAUUUUUGGCAGGAACAAAAUUUUGCAGCAACACUAUUUGUGGCUAACCAAUAGUUAAUAGAAAAAGGUCCUAUGAAAUUGUUGAGAUAUAAUUGCAGAGAGCUCAGUAUGAUUGAGAUCCUGACAGGUUUGGCAUCUUCCAACAAUUUGGUACAAAAUGUGGUCACAACAAAACCAAUUCCAUGAAAAAUACAGUGCAUCGUAUUUAUUCUUUGGAAAUGGCAGAAAAGGCGAAUGCCCUUGAAAACUGUAAGUAUUUAUACCCAGUUUCGAGGAAAGAUUGUUGUAUGUAUGAAAUUGACAUCCACUGCUGAAAUGGUUAAAAAUUCCAACACACGAUCAACUUGUAGCUGCUGGUCCCAAAUCAACUUGGUUAUCAUCAUUGAUCUGACGCUAUUGAUCAUCUUUAGCAAUUUAGCUCUUCUUUUUUUCCCCCUUAUAUUUAGUUAUUGUAUAUUCUUCGUGUUACUGUCAGGUAAUAACAUGUACGAGUAUUCAUUUGGUCGAAUAUGAUCCUGGGUGGUUUUAUGUUGUCUGAAAGGAAUUUCUAAAGUAGUUUUUUUGUGGCCAAAUAAUCUCUGGAAAUCUGUAACUAAGCAAUUGACUUCCCCUCAAUGUAACCAUUUCUGCUUAAAUUAUCUCAUUGAUGAAGCUUACUGUGAAUAUAUUGUAAUUUCACACUAUCUUGGAAUUUUAUUUGUGUACUUUUCA